AUGAGUUCCAGCUCUGAUGAUGUUCAUCAUUUGAUGGACGAAAGCUCAGUCCGUUUUUACCCGAAACGAGGGAGAUCUCGUGGACUGAGUCAACCUGAACGUCGUAUAAAAGCCAAACGGCUGCAGUACAGCGGGAUUCAUCCGUCUCCCUCUGAUGAAAUCGACCUCUUCUUCAUCGAAGUAUUUGAUGAGAAUGGCGAAUUUGUCCUCCGUUUUGGAGAGCAUGGUCGAGAGCCGGGUCAACUAGCGCGACCGAUCGACGUUGCUGAAACGAUUAACGGCAACUAUUUGAUAUCAGAUUUUGAUUCACACUGCGUCAAUGUUUUUACACCUGUAGGGCGCUACAUCUCCAGAUUCGGCCAGCGCUACCUCGGCGGACCCAAAGGUCUGACGGUGGAUAGUCGAGGCCGAAUCCUUGUAGUUGACGCCAAGACUUGCAUGUUGUGCAUUUUUAAACCAACAGGAAAGUUCAUAAAUCGUUUUGGCGCAAGGGGCGUAGCCGAUUCACAGUUUGGCAUUCCGAUGUAUGUGGCGGUGAAUUCGCAAGAUGAGAUUUUGGUCAGUGACUUUCAGAAUCAUUCCAUUAAAAGGUUCGAUUGUAAUGGAAUAUUUCUGGCUAAAAUCGGAGUAAACGGCAUGCAGCCGGGUUGCUUUCAUUCUCCUACGGGGCUGGCGAUCGAUUCUAACGACAACAUUUUUGUGUGCGACUGGGGAAACUGUCGACUCCAGGUAGGCAAAUGUAAAAGUUUUUAUAUAUAA
This is a messenger RNA of Protopolystoma xenopodis, 759 nucleotides long. Lineage: Eukaryota; Metazoa; Platyhelminthes; Monogenea; Polystomatidea; Polystomatidae. The record is from the annotation of a GenBank genome assembly.